Archocentrus centrarchus (flier cichlid) is the source of this 1746-nucleotide messenger RNA. RefSeq names its product thrombomodulin-like. Lineage: Eukaryota; Metazoa; Chordata; Actinopteri; Cichliformes; Cichlidae. Gene Ontology annotation, molecular function: calcium ion binding. The transcript has a single exon. The record is from RefSeq and is a predicted model, not a curated record. Bases 88 to 1650 code for a protein of 520 amino acids.
UUCAGUCUUUGUAUCAGCUUCAGAUCGUCAAAUACAGACGUCUACACCAUCAAGGUCACAAUCGGAGGCGUUUUUAAAAUCGGCACCAUGAUUCCUAAAACACAGACGCUGCUUUUCACGCUGGUUUUCCUCUGCAGGCCGCGGGAAGCGCUCCUUUCUCUGAGCGGACGUUGUUCCAAGAAUGAAAUUUGUGCUUUCAAAUCUGUCAUGGACUUUAAAGGCGCCGAAGAUCUCUGUAAAAAAUAUAGUGGAGAGUUAUAUAAGCUCAGCUCAAAAGACAAAACUGGUAGUUUAACAGCUCUCUUAAGCGGGUCCAGCGGUCGAUACUGGCUCCAGAGCACCGACGGGAAAGGUCCGAACUGCGCCGCCGUCUCCGUGAUGGAGGGACAGAACGUCACAGUGGUGUCGGUGCCGUGCCAAGACAGAAAGCUGGACGGAGUCUUCUGCAAGAUGCAAGAGGUUUGCGCUCCUUUGGGGGCUCCAAAAAGCUCACCCGUGACGUACACCUUUAUGGAGUUUAAGUUCGACGACUCGGAGGUUUUUCCAGCGGGAACCAUCGCUGUAGCGCAAAAGGUUGGCGGUAACUAUCCGGACUCGAAGCAUCUGUGUUUCACCCAGUGGAUUAAAGCUCCAUGGUCGUGCGAGGUGAUGGAUGGAGGUUGUCAGAGCAAAUGCAAUCGUAUUUCAGGCAAUUGCGUCUGCCCCCCUGGGGAACAUCUCCAUCACAACAACAUCAGCUGCACCGCAGGACCGCGCGCAGAGAGCGGGCGAGAAUGCCAGCAGGUGGGUGAGACCUUCACGUGCACAUGCCCCAAAGGCUACAGGCUGGACCGGGACGGGAAGAGCUGUGUGGACGUGGAUGAAUGCAAGGAGGAGGGCAGGUGCGCAACUGGGGGUCAGGUGUGUGUGAACACGCCCGGAGACUAUGAGUGCAGGUGCAAAGAACGCGGCUUUGUUUUGGAGGAGGGAGUGUGUGUAAAUGUAGUAAUCUGUCAAUCCUGCGAGCACGAUUGUGAGAAAAUCAACGGUGAAUACCAGUGUGUGUGCAGGAACGGCUUCAUGGUGUCGCCCUCAGACCCCACCAAGUGCAGUCAGAACUGCACCGAGAGGGACUGCAGAUGCAUCUCAAAAGACGGAAGCAGCUGCGAAUGCCCCCAUGGCUACGUUAAAGACACCGUGGACGGCAAAGACUUUUGCACCGACAUAAACGAAUGCGAGGCUCAAGUGAUGUGUGAGCACAUAUGUGAAAAUUUAUUCGGUGGUUUCAGGUGUUCGUGCCGCGAAGGCUUCCAGCUGCAGGACAAAGACAAGUGCGUGGAGGAGGAAGAAGAUGGUGAUGAAUCGGGCUCACCUCCUCCAGGGAUCGCACAACCCAGCACGCCAGCCGGCGCUUACCCGGCUUUACUGCCCUCCUACAUCAAAACCGGCAGCGUCCUGGGAAUCACCGUGUUCAUUGUGCUGGCUGCAGGGCUGCUGGUUUUCCUGCUCCGGAACGCCUUUAAACGUUGCGGCAAAUUUGAGCUCUCCUCGCUCAAACGACCAGAUAUAGAUAUCUUCUACCUGCAGCAGGUGACCACAGACACCUACAAGAGGCUGUCCUUCGAGAAACAGUUUAAAAGUGACUCCCAGAAACUUGAAUUGAACCUGUGAAGUUCUUUAAUUUCAAGUCAAAUGCACUGAGAGGUUUCAUCCACACCUUUCUUACUGCAUAGAUGGAACACUGUAAAGCAGGGAUCCUCAAAUCCA